AUCGCCUUCAAUUCAUUCUAUAUGAAACAUGUAAGGCUCUGCAUCGAUUCAACCUGGGAUCAAUCGAUUGUCGACUGUUUCCGGAACAGCAGUCGACGUUAUAGAAACGUGUUCAUUUACCUUUGGACGAACUCUCUUAGCGAGAUGAACUUUGACAUGAUCGUCGAAAUUUUGGACCUGUUUGGUGGUGCUUUGAAGAGAUUCCAUAGUUUAACAAGACUUACCGAGGAGCAACUGUGGAAUGUGAUGAUUCGUGUACCGGACAUUCGGGAGUUGAUCGUCACCGUGGAUGCAUCGUUCCUAAAGUACGACCGGAGCGUACCGGUGUUGAAGUGUUUGCAAGACUCAUCGAACAACGUGCCGCUGGAGUUGUUUCAACCGGAUACAAAGUCCAGCACUUCACAGUACGCUAUUAAAUUGGUUGAGGUUCCGAGAACCUGUGGAAUGCCAUCUGAUGAGUGCCAUUUUUCGGUUGAAAAUCUGCGGUUUCCGAUGCUUGAAGCACUGAAACUAACCACAUGGGGAAAUUGUGCCAAAAACGACAAAGCACUGCGGCUAUUUUUCAACGGUGUCCAGUACUUGAAGGACGUCAGGCUGGAUUUCUACGUCAACGAUCUGUUCCUGGAUGUUUUAACCCAAACGUGUUCGGGGAUCGAGAGUUUGGAAUUAAAACUAAGAAACCCGAAUUCGGAUACCUUCCAGCAACUGGAGCGGCUGAAGAAACUAAAGAAUCUGAGCAUUUUUGCCUAUAGCUAUCGUCAAAUGCCAUUACAAGGAAAGCCGUUGCUAAGCGUGAAAAAGUUUAGCUUCAACCUGAUCAUGGAGGACAACGAAGCUAAAAUCUUCCAAGGGUUCCAACAGCUGCUGCCGAACGUGGACGACAUUAGCAUCAGAUUGGAAAGGAAUGGCAAUCUUAUCAACGCCUGUCAGUACUUUCCAGAGCUGAGACGACUGACCAUUGCCGAUGACCUCACUAGAGGCCAUAUGAAAAGUGCCAACUUUUUCAAAAACUUUGGCAACCUGGGUCAGUUGGAGGAGCUCACACUGAAGUCCAUUUAUGUGCAGUCGGAAUGCAUGCCGCCGAUCAGGUACCUGAAGCGGUUGAAGCUGCAGCUUUUCGUGUGGCUUACCGAUAACGACAUGGCAACGUUGGCGAAGCUGUAUCCUCAGUUAAAAUAUCUGGAGCUGUUUUGGUGUGCGAAAGUGUCGUCUGGAGCCAUUGAAGAGUUUUGUUUGCGAUUACCGGACUGCGUGGUUGAAUGCGUUCAGUAUGGUUGAAUACGUUUGACUGAUACUCUUCACAAUUGUAUUUAUUUUGUAUAUAUUUUCUAUAAAAAAUGCUGUAUAUAUUUUGUAAAUUGCGUAACCAUGUAAUUUUUAUUCCAUUUGUAAUUUCAAAGUAACUGCCUAUUUUGUAGAUGUUUGAACAUUUUUUCCUUCUUCAACAGAUAUAUUAUAUUUUUAAAAUACUUUCAAGGUAAUAUUAAAUAUACUUAUAAUAAAAUACUCAUGCGUACAUUUAAUCACAUAAUUUAUUUUAAGUCCUGAAAAAUUUCCACCCUGGGCGAUUGCCCGCGAUCGCCUUGGCCUGCGCCGAUAUCAAAUUUCUGCCGACUUCCUUUAUUUACUUAUUAAGGCUGCGCCGCCAUGAGCCUCUGGGUCUGCCUCUGCUGCGAUGUCCUGCUCACCUCCACUUCUGAUCCCGAAUUUCUGUCGCUAUCGGCUUUUGAUGACAUCGACGUUGGAGAUCCAAUUACUAAUUAUAUGCCGCAGGAAUUAAUUGAUGAAGACCUUGUUACUAGGAACUUGUUCUAGGAAAACUAAUCCUAAUCGGGCAUCCCGUUUGGGGUUUCGACACUUGAGCUCAAUAACUUGAAGUCCGUGACAGGGAAAUGUUUUUAUCUCUAGUACUUGACCUCUGCCCGAAAUGGCCUGAAAGUUGGCAAUCAAUAUUGGAUUGCAUUUCAUGGGCCUCUAUCUUUCCAGAACCCUAUAAAUGUGUAUUAAAACUCGGGGAAUAUUUACUAGUUAAAAUAA
Messenger RNA from Aedes albopictus (Asian tiger mosquito), 2037 nucleotides. RefSeq lists its product as uncharacterized. The transcript is spliced from 2 exons. The record is from RefSeq and is a predicted model, not a curated record. Bases 22 to 1278 code for a protein of 418 amino acids. Lineage: Eukaryota; Metazoa; Arthropoda; Insecta; Diptera; Culicidae.